Eruca vesicaria subsp. sativa (arugula) is the source of this 761-nucleotide messenger RNA. Lineage: Eukaryota; Viridiplantae; Streptophyta; Magnoliopsida; Brassicales; Brassicaceae. The record is from the annotation of a GenBank genome assembly.
CGACUCUAUCACAGAGUUUAGGAAGAAAAGUGAUGCUGAUGAUGAUUCGAUCGUGAGCUUGAAUUUUGAGAUUGUGUCUGUUAGAGAUGUGGGUGCCUACUUUGAGCACAAGCUCAUGCUCAAGUGAUGAGAAGGAAGAUAACAGUGGAGAGGAGGAGGAGGCCAGGCUUUAUCUCAAUGUCUAUGAUCUAACCCCUGUCAAUAAUUACCUUUAUUGGUUUGGUAUCGGCAUUUUCCAUUCUGGAAUCGAGUCUCAUGGUUUGGAGUAUUGCUAUGGAGCUCACGAGUACCCAACGAGUGGGGUAUAUGAGGUAGAACCUAAGAACUGUCCAGGUUUCAUCUUUAGACGCUCCGUUUUGUUGGGAACUACAACCAUGUCCCGUUCUGAGUUCCGCACAUACAUGGAGAAGCUUUCAAGAAAAUACCAUGGUGACACUUACCACUUGAUUGCCAAGAACUGUAACCAUUUCACCGAAGAAGUAUGCUUCCAGCUUACUGGAAAGCCUAUUCCAGGUUGGAUCAAUCGCCUGGCCCGAGUCGGUUCCUUCUGUAAUUGUCUUUUGCCAGAGAGCAUUCAGCUUACAGCUGUUAGUGCUCCUUCCGAACGCCUUCAAUUUUCUGAUGAGGAUGAAUCAAACUCAGAGGCGUCUUCUGUGUCAGAUGAAGAAGGACCAGAGCAGUAUCUUAUAAAUGUAGCAGACAGAGAGGUUGUGUAUCUACAAAACAAACCAGUGCGACUUACCAGAGAGGAGAUCCAUUGA